AUGGCCCUCCGGACAACGACCCCGCAGGCGCUGCGCCGCCGCUGGGCCAAUGGGCUGGAGGUCGCCCUGGUCGACGUCCGCGAAGAAGGCCCCUAUGCCGACGCGCACCCGCUGUUUGCCGUGACCGUGCCCGUGUCGGAGCUGGAAGCCAGGCUGCCGGCCCUGGUGCCGCGGCCGUCGGUGCCGCUGGUGGUGUACGACAGCGGCGAGGGCCAUGCGGCACGGGCCGUCCCGCGCAUCGCCGCGCUGGGCUACCGGGACAUUUCCGUUUUGGAAGGCGGUCUCGCCGGCUACGCAGACGUGGGCGAGCUCUACCGCGACGUCAAUGUGCCCUCCAAGGCCUUUGGCGAGCUCGUCGAGGCCAUCCGCGCGACGCCGUCGGCCCCGCCGCGCGACAUCUUCGACGCGCUGCUCAGCCGCCCCGACAGCGACGUCGUCGUGCUGGACGCGCGCCGCUUCGAAGAGUACAACACCAUGAGCAUCCCGCGCGGCCGCAGCUGCCCCGGCGGCGAGCUGCUCUACCGCGUGUUUGACGCGGCGCCGUCGCCCGACACGACCGUCGUCGUCCACUGCGCCGGCCGCACGCGCAGCCUGAUUGGCACCCAGUCGCUCGUCAAUGCGGCCAUCUCCAACAAAGUCGUGGCCCUGCGCGACGGCACCAUUGGCUGGACCCUGGAGGAUCUGGCGCGCGGUGGUCUGCCGCCGCUCGAAACGGGCAAGACCGCGCGCGUACCGCCGCCCUCGGACGACGGCGUCCGCCGCGCACGCGAACACGCCGCGUCCUGGGCCGCGCAUGUCGGCGUGCCCAUUGUCCAGGCACCGCAGCUUCUGGCGCUGCUGGCCGCGCACAGCGCCGACGAGCGCACGCUCUACCUGCUCGACGUGCGCGAUCCCAGCGAGUAUGCCGUGGACCACCCUGCCGGCUUCCAGUCGGCGCCCGGCGGCCAGCUCGUCCAAGCCACGGACGAGUGGAUGGGCGUGCGCGGUGCCCGGGCUGUCUUGUAUGACACGGACGGUGUGCGCGCACGCAUGGCCGCCUCGUGGCUGCUGCAGCUGGGGUGGGAGGUCUACGUCUUUGAUCAUGCGGCGGCGCUGCCCGCACUCCCUGGUCCAGCACCGCAUGCUCCCGCAUUUGUGCCUCCACCGCCUGCCGAAGGUGCCGUUGCCGUUGCGGCUGACGACCUCAAGGCGCUGCUCGACAACAAAGGCGCCACAGUGGUCGACCUCGCGCGCAGUCCUGCCUACCGCAAGGGCCACAUUCCCGGUGCCUGGCAUGCCUCGGGCCCAGAGCUCGCGCGGGACCUGCAGGCUCUUGUUCGCGUCCACGGCCAAGGCCAAGGCGACGGCCCGAUUGUUCUUACAUCGCCUGAUGGCAUCGUCGCCCAAGCAAAUCUCGUCGACGCACGGGACGCCGUGGCGCCGCGUACCGUACUGUUCCUGGCCGGCGGCACAGCUGCUUGGACGAGCGCCGCGCUGCCUCUGGAGACGGCAACGGGCACAAGCAACGCCCGCUGGCUGUCACCCCCGAUUGACGUCUAUAAGCGGCCCUACGAGGGCACAGGCAACGACCGCGAGGCCAUGGAGGGUUACAUUGCGUGGGAGCACCAACUUGUCGCGCAGCUGGCCAACGACGGCGUGGCCAACUUUCAUGUUGUGCGAGACACGCGGGCGAAGGCAAAGUCAUCAUGA
Molecule: messenger RNA, 1689 nt
Organism: Sporothrix brasiliensis 5110
Lineage: Eukaryota; Fungi; Ascomycota; Sordariomycetes; Ophiostomatales; Ophiostomataceae
Exons: 1
Coding region: 1-1689 (562 amino acids)
Molecular function (GO): thiosulfate-cyanide sulfurtransferase activity
Source: RefSeq, a predicted model, not a curated record